Messenger RNA from Amphiprion ocellaris (clown anemonefish), 2121 nucleotides. It is a transcript of the gene dnase2, whose product is annotated as deoxyribonuclease II, lysosomal. Bases 350 to 1489 code for a protein of 379 amino acids. The transcript has 7 exons. Lineage: Eukaryota; Metazoa; Chordata; Actinopteri; Pomacentridae. The record is from RefSeq and is a predicted model, not a curated record. Gene Ontology annotation, biological process: apoptotic DNA fragmentation. Gene Ontology annotation, molecular function: deoxyribonuclease II activity.
CUGACCGAACCCAGGACUGUCAGAAAAGGAUAAGACGAAGGCGCAACAGUUUUUAGACAAUAAAAAACGGAACUGUAAAUCGUAAAAACGACCUAGUAUGUAUUUAAAGUACUUUAUUUAUUAUAUUAAUUUUUCUGUAAGCUACUGACUGCCGUCGUUAGCUUUCCUUUAGCGGUUGUCGACAGUCUACGGUUGUGAGACGUCAGAGUCUCAUCCCUGUGUGUUCAGCCCAGACCAAAACAAGGAAGUAGGUGAAGACGAAACUUGGACAGGACAGUAGAAGCUCAUGCUCAUGACCCAGUAAGACACUAUUGAGGACAUAAACGAGGAGAAACACACUCAGCUAGAGAUGCCUCUGUUCCUGUCCCUGCUGCUCCUCUGUCUGCCACUAGGGGGCGAAACCUCACCAAUCAGCUGCUAUAAUGAUCAAGGAGAAGCUGUUGAUUGGUUCUAUAUAUACAAGCUGCCAAAAGAACAUGGCAGAAAAUCUCCCAUAGAGGGUGAAAGGUAUUUACUGCUGGAAAAAGACAGUGAAGGAUGGACUGAUGGGAAAGGGACGGUGAACGAGACUACAGGAGCCCUGGGCAGGACGGUCGGACAGCUGUACACACAGAAAAAGCUCUUUUUACAGGGCACAGACUUAGCAUACAUCCUUUACAAUGACCAGAAACCAUCUCAAGACUUUGGUGACAGAUGGGUUGACAACAGUGGAAGCGGAGGGGGGCACACAAAAGGUGUCGUGCUGCUGGAUAAAAAUCAGGGCUUCUGGUUGGUCCAUAGCACUCCUCGCUUCCCCCCUGUGCAACAGGAGGGGCAGUAUUAUUACCCCGACAGUGGUAUGAAUAACGGGCAAAACUUCAUCUGCGUUACGUACCCGCUCGACCGUUUCCAGACCAUUGGAGAGCAGCUGCAGAUCAAUCAGCCUAAUGUGUAUGACUGUGACGUCCCCGAGUCCUUGGCCUCCCUGGUGCCUGCACUGGCUGCUGUGUGUAAGAAAAAACAUCUGUCCGGUCAGAUCUCUCCACAUGUCAAGCCUGUGUCCAAUCGCAGUGUGACACUGACCUCAAAGGAAGGGACCAACUUCAUCAGCUUUGCAAAAGGAGCCUCUUUUGACAAUGACCUGUACCACUCAUGGGUGGCCCCCGCCCUCCAAUCAGACCUCCUGGUCCAGUUCUGGAUUCGCUCCAGAGGCAUCCUCCCCUCCAACUGCUCGCAGGGCUGGAAAGUCCUGGAUAUCACGCUCAUCCACCCGGGACAGACGUUCACCUUCAAGGCCAGCCAGGACCACUCCAAGUGGGCGGUCAGUCCUAAGGCGGCCGUACAGGGGUCCGGAGGAGGCUGGGUAUGUGUUGGGGACAUAAACCGGAACGAGGCGGAGGAGAAGCGGGGUGGAGGCACAGUGUGUCUGCAGGACCUGGUGGUAUGGAAGGCUUACCGGACGGCAGCGAUGGAGUGUGAGGCUUGUGGAGGAGGAACGAUCCAGUGUUGACACUCUGCAGGAGGCUGAUGGAUGAACUGGACUUGAUAACUGGACCACAGUGGCAUCCAUCAGAUGGGUUUUUAUUGAAAUGCUUGAACAUUUUUGGUACAUUAUUAAUAUAUGUUUCCUUUAACAUCUGGUGAAAUCUGAAACUACUCAUGUUUAACGUUUAAACUUCAAACAUUCUUUUCUAGAAAUGUGUGCUUUUGGAAUAGUUUUUAUACAUCAUAAUCAUUUCCUUGAAUGUUUCCUGAGGAGUUUUUGACAUGGAUAUGUGGAAGAUCCAGUACUGAGGUUUCAUGCUACAACCAACUGAAUACUCCUCACAUCACCCUCCCCACUAUGCAAAAAUCACUACACUGUUUGUUGGAGAUUGGUUUUUGUCUACUUAAAGGUGAAGUCAGCGAUACUAAUCCAACGCAGUUUUGGUCAAAUUCAGUGAUCAUCUCUGCUAGCGGUCCACUUUGUGUGCACUGCAAAAAUCUCAGGUGUUUGUUCACAGCUCUGGCUCUGUAAAUGCAAAACAAAGUGGCUUGUACUGUGUAUUUCUGUGCUAAUGCACGGAAUGGAAUAAAGAGGGCAGUGGGUGCAAAAUGACAAUGACUGCUACAGAUCAAAAUAUGCAAACUUGUUAAAUAUCA